UCAGCCAAAUGCCAUGAUAAUAAAGCUAACUGCCAUCGACAGUAAUCAGCAUAACUUGAUUUCGGCACUAACCGAUACUCUAGGACUUGAUUGACCUCAGGAGAGAGUUUGUUGGUCUUCAUGCUUCGGUUCAUUUGGGUCCGAGCAUGGCAGAAGGGGACACCUUGGUAUCAGUGGAUUACGAAAUUUUUGGGAAGGUGCAAGGGGUGUUUUUCCGCAAGUACACGCAGGCUGAAGGUAAAAAGCUAGGAUUGGUAGGCUGGGUACAAAACACUGACCGCGGCACAGUGCAAGGACAACUGCAAGGGCCCAUCGCCAAGGUGCGCCAUAUGCAGGAAUGGCUUAAGACAAGAGGGAGCCCCAAAUCGCAUAUUGACAGUGCAAACUUCAACAAUGAGAAAGUCAUCUUAAGGUUGGAUUACUCGGAUUUCCAAAUUGUGAAAUAAUGGCCUGCAUUUUAAUUUUCUAAGAUAAACUUAGAAGGCUGGACAGAACUAUCCUGUGUUCAAUAUUUUUCAGUAAGUUAUUUUAGUGUAAGAUAUUUUGCUGUUUAAUAUGUUAUACAUAUGAUAGAAGGAUUGCAACUGUACCGUUCUCAAUAAAAUCACCCAAGACUCUUU
Dipodomys ordii (Ord's kangaroo rat) is the source of this 620-nucleotide messenger RNA. It is a transcript of the gene Acyp1, whose product is annotated as acylphosphatase 1, erythrocyte (common) type. The record is from RefSeq and is a predicted model, not a curated record. Gene Ontology annotation, molecular function: acylphosphatase activity. Bases 147 to 446 code for a protein of 99 amino acids. The transcript is spliced from 3 exons. NCBI's taxonomy places the organism in Eukaryota, Metazoa, Chordata, Mammalia, Rodentia, Heteromyidae.